GAAAUAAAGUAGACAAAUCGAAUGUUGCAACAACUACUCUAUCUUUGUUCGAUAUUUAAAAUCGGUUGCGUUUGAAUAUGUAUUUCCUAACCUGUUAACCGGAUUUCGAAUCUUUAAGAUCGUAAAACUUUUACAAAUACGCAAACAAAGCAAAUAUGGUUUUCUUGACUUUGUAGAAAGCUCUUUAUCAUUCCCAUUAAAACAUUUUAUGAAAUACUUUGCAGUACAGAAUAAAUAUGAUCGACCAUCACCUCAGUCUUGCUUAAACUUCUGAAGUGAACAGUUGUGAAAUAAAGAACAGUCUAAGUUCAACAUGGUAUUCAUCGAAUUGGGCCUGGUGUCGUUGCUACUUCUGUACAUUUCCUACAAAUGGGCUACACUUAAAUACAACACAUUCAAAGAGCGUGGGGUGCCAUACGAGGAGCCUUGGCCUCUGGUGGGCAACGCUGGCGCAGUGGUAAUGAAUAGGGAAGGCUUCAAUAAGACGGUCCUCAAAUUUUAUCAACGCAAUCAAGAUCAUGAUAUUGUUGGUUUUUACAAUUUUCGUUCCCCUGUAUUCGUGGUACAAAAUCCCGAUUAUAUUAAAAAGAUGACAGUAAAAGACUUUGAUUUCUUCGUAAACCACACACCGUUCUUUAAAGCAGACGAUGAUCCUCUCAUUAACGGGAUGUUGACCGUAAUGAAGGAUCAGCGCUGGAAGAAUAUGCGCAACACACUUUCACCGAUUUUCACCGCCGCCAAAAUGCGCGCAAUGUUUGGCCUGAUGAAUGAAUGUCUGAAUGAGUGCUUGAGCCGGCUACGCGAUGCAACUAAAGAUGACAAAAGCCAUGAUAUUGAACUCAAAGGUUUGUUUACGCGCUUAUCUAAUGAUAUUAUCGCCUCAACUGCAUUUGGCUUGAAGAUCAAUUCAUACGAAGAUAAGAACAACGAGUUCUAUUUGAUCGGUCAAUCCAUUUCGAAUUUCCGUGGAAAGCAGAUGCUCAAGUUCUUUGUUUCAAAUACCAUGCCAUUGGUACAAAAGAUACUGGGGUAUAAAAUCUUUGAUACCGAUAAAACGAAUUACUUCAAACGACUAGUUAUCGAUACCAUGAAGUAUCGACAAGAAAACAAAAUUCAUAGACCAGAUAUGAUCCAGUUAUUGAUCGAAGCCAAAGAGGAGUCUGAUCAAAAUUGGUCUGAUGACGACAUAGUGGCACAGUGCUUCAUUUUCUUUUUCGCUGCAUUUGAAAAUAAUGCCAACUUUACCUCGGUAAUCUGUCACGAGUUAAUGGAAAAUCCGGAAGUGCAAGAACGCUUAUACGAAGAGGCGUUGGAGGUAAGCGAAGAACUUAAUGGAAAGCCUUUAACCUACGAGGCUGUGAUGAAAAUGAAGUACAUGGACAUGGUCACUUCAGAAACAUUACGUAAGUGGAACCUUGCUGGGUUUACGGAUCGCUUGUGCUCUAAGGAUUACGACCUGACCGAUGACGAUGGGAAUCUGAUAUUUAAAUUUAAGGCGGACGACUAUGUGUGGUUCCCCAUCAUUGGUCUGCACUACAAUGAAAAAUAUUUCGAGGAUCCCGAAUCAUUUAAUCCCGAACGUUUCAGUGAUGCAAACAAAGACAAUAUUAAACCUUUCACGUACUUGCCCUUCGGUGUGGGACCACGUAUGUGCAUUGGUAACAGAUACGCACUGAUGCAAGCCAAGGCUAUGUUAUACUAUAUCAUAUUAGACUUUAAGUUGGAGCGCUCUCCGAAAACGGUGAAGAACAUAAUGGAUGAUGUACGCGGUUUCCAAAUAAACCCGGUUGGUGGAUUCUGGGUUCGCUUCGUACCGCGCGCUUAACCUUGAAGCGAGCAGGUUAACCUUUGCAAUUGCAUAUACAACUCACAUAUAAGAUUACAAAUAUAUGACAUUUGUUUCGUUAUUCUAGAUGCUUUAGUGAAGAGCUCAUUUGAAUUUUAAUUUACUCUUGUUUAUACAUAUAUAACAUAGGUAAAUAUAUUUAAGAAUAUUAUACAAUAAAGUGUUGCAUAUAAUAUUGGCUA
This is a messenger RNA of Zeugodacus cucurbitae (melon fly), 2028 nucleotides long. RefSeq names its product cytochrome P450 9b2. Bases 314 to 1825 code for a protein of 503 amino acids. Gene Ontology annotation, molecular function: monooxygenase activity; iron ion binding; heme binding. The record is from RefSeq and is a predicted model, not a curated record. The transcript has 4 exons. Lineage: Eukaryota; Metazoa; Arthropoda; Insecta; Diptera; Tephritidae.